AGACUACGUAGGGAGGGAAAACCCUAGUUGAUAGACCUGAAAACAUUGUUCUAUGACACGGUUUUACUUCUUAAAGAGAUUGAGGAAAUCAGUCGGAGGAUAUGAGACAACCGAUAACGGCUGAGUGGACUCUGGGCUAGGAUGCGCCAAGGGGACUGCCUAUCCAAACUGACAAUUACACACCUCUGAGGGAAAUGUAUUGAUUUCCGAAUGGAUUUUGUUCUACAUUGCAUGAAAUGGAAGGAAUGUUUUUGAUUUUAAUCAAUAUAGCCUACCACAUUUUGAGCUAGGAUAUUUUAAUGCGUGUUAGCCAAAUUGUUUUGUGUUGCGUGCCUCUACUCGUAGACAGCUUGAAAUGUCUUUGUUGGAAUUGAAUAUGCGGUGUGGUGUAAAACAUACGCCUACUGAACAGGGAGAGAAUGAUUCUCAUUUACCGGGAAUGAGCACCACACUAAUCCCGUGUCAAAACGGUAGUGGUAUUCGUAGGAUGAAAUUCUACGAUAUAACAUGGACAGUGUCAAGACUUCGCGCAGUGGCCGAAUGUCUGAGACAACUUCGGCUGCUUUUUGAGGACUGUUGCGAGCUGGAUGGUCCUAACCAGCUGAAUGUGUCCAUGGGGCUCCAGGCCCUACAGCAGUCUCUCCAGCCCCUGGCGGAAUGCUACCCAUCCACGGGUCGGCCUCCAGUCAGCCACGCCUUCACCAUGCUGCGUCUCUCCCUCACAGAUGUGAAGGUCCCCAGCAAAUCAGAGACCAAGCGCUACAGUGAGAUCUUCCGGGACUUCGAUAAUUUUGAACUCUCUCUGGUCAACUCCACUGUAGAGGAGAUGUUUCUAGACCCUGACUCCCAGUCAAUCGCUGAGACCGUCUCUACGGAAACCACCGACAACACCGAGCUGGAUCACGUGACGUGUGAGGAUGUCUACCCCCCAGAUGGUGAUGACAAAGAUGGAGGUCUAUCAGCCCAGGAAGCAGACCUGGCUCUGUGUCGCUGUGAGGGAGGCGUGGAGCUGGCCCUGCAGUAUGCCAAGAUGUGGUGCCGCUACGCAAAGGACCUGCUGGCCUGGAUGGAGAAGAGAAUCAGUCUGGAGCAAGAGUUUGCCAAGAACAUCGUGAAGGCAGCAGAAACAGCUAAGUCCUGUGUGGCUCAGCAGGACAUGAUGCCUCUGCAGUACAUCUACACCAUGGCCCUGGAGCACGACGUGAAGACCAGCCAGUCUACUAAACAGACAUCAGAGCUGCUGCAGCAACGCUGCUACCAGGCCCUGGCAUCCAAGAAGAAUGAGAUUGAUAAGUGGCGCAGGGAGUUCAAGGAUCAGUGGUCCAGAGAACAGAGGAGGAUGAAUGAGGCGGUGGCGGCUCUGAAGAAGGCUCGUCAGCAGUACCUGCAGCGCAGCGAGGACCUGGAGAAGACCAAGGCGGUGACGGCCAAGGCCGGGGACGAGCUCACAGCGGGAAACAAGACCCUGGACAAGAGGAGGAAGUCACGUGACGACGCACAUUCAAAGGUGAUAGAGGCAGAGAUGCAGUACAGACAGUGUGUGUGUGAGGCCCAGGACCACCAGGACAAGCUGGAGAGAUUGAAGGAGAAAAUCAUAGUUCACACCCGCAAACUCAUCUGCCAGGGGGACACUGUGCUCAAGGAGGCCACAGUGAACAUGUUCUACUUCCAGCGUCAGCAGACGGAGCCGGUUCCCCUGGUCUACCACAACCUGGAGUUGACCUGCAGGCCGUGUGAACCCGGGGAGCCCUACCUGCUCUACAUCUCCAGGAAGAGAAGCCAAGAACAGCCCCUACAAACCUUCACCUUCCAGGAGUUUGUCCCUCAGAACAAGAGUGGCCGUCGUAAGACCAGCAACCCCAGCUCUCUGCAGGACUCCUUCUCCCUGCCUGAAGAAAGUCUAGUUAAACGAAAGGGCUACAGUGACAGUGAGAGCAUAGGAGGCAGUCUGGAAUCUCUGUCCAGCCCAGCCCAUGGCAACAGGAUGCUCCUUAAAGCCCCCUCCACAGGGACCAUGUCAUCAGACGACCUGGAUGAGAGGGACAUGGGCACCGUCCUGGAAGGAGAUUGUGUGGACACCACUCCUGAGGGGAACGGUGCGGUGGGGAAGGUACGGACUACGUCCCGAGCCGCGCUGACGCACCGAUUCCGGAAGAUGAAGAGCAAGAUGGUGAAGUGCAAACAGUGUGACACCUACAUCGUGGUCAACGGCAUCGAGUGUGAGGAGUGUGGCGUGGCGGUCCACAGGAAGUGUCUGGAGGUGUUACAGCAUGAGUGUGAGAACAGGAAGAGCGUUCUGUUUGGCGUGGGUUUCUCCCUGUUGCCCCGGGACCGGCCUGACGAGGUGCCCUAUGUGGUCCAGCGCUGCACGGCCGAGAUAGAGAGCAGGGCCCUCACUCUACAGGGGGUGUAUCGUAUCAGUGGGUCGAAGCCUCGUAUCCAGAAGCUGUGUCAGGUCUUCGAAACCCAGGGGGACCAAGUCGACCUCUCUGACCUUUCACCUCAUGACGUCACCUCGGUCCUCAAACACUUCUUCAAGGAGCUUCCAGAGCCGCUGUUGACCUUUGACCUGUACAAUGACUUCAUCGGGGUGGGCAAGGAGAUCCAGCGUCUCAGUGAGAGGGAGGCGGCAGCAGAGACUCCUGGGAUAGUGAAUGACCUCACAUAUAACCUGAGAGACCUGCUGGAGAGACUGCCCCCAUACCGCUACUACACACUGCAGCAUAUGAUGCGUCACCUUCACAGAGUAUCAGAGAACUACGAGGAGAACAAGAUGUCUCCCAGUAACCUGGGCAUCGUGUUUGGUCCGACCCUGCUGCGCCCGCUGGUGUCUGUAGACGUGUCCAUGGUGGCCCUACUGGAGACCACCUACCAAGCCCUACUGGUGGAGUUUCUCAUCACACACCACCAACACAUCUUUGAUGCUCCACCUCCCGCCCCCACCACCCCCCUCCCUGACACCCCUCCCCGGGCGAUGUGUUCAGGGGGGGGCAAGAAGACUGUUACUGGGGUUGACCCUGGGUCCCAGGACCCCCCCACUAGAGGAGCCUCGUCCAAAGAACGCCCCCGUUCCCUAGAGACUCGUACAAUCAAGAGAGACUCGAGCGAGGGUUAUAUAUCUGACAAGUCGUCGUCCAAUGAGGCAGUGGACCAGCUCAGCCCUGAAGCCAGUGAGAGAGCAGUCGUGGCUGUGAGGGGGGCAUCAACAGAGGCUGCUGCUCUGGGUGAUCUGGUAGGGGGUCCAGAGCCAGCUGACUCUCCCUCCGUGGGGACCCAGCCACGGAGCCACUUCAACAGGCAGCCUGUCAAAUACCAGCGCCAGCCCACCCCGGGUCUCCGCCGCUCUGCGGGCACUACCAGGGCUGGGCUGCUCGGGGAAGAGGAGGAUGAGGAGGAGGAUGAAGAGGAGGAGAGGAAGAGAAACCAACUAAGGAGCGCAGACAGCAGCCGUAGCCCCUCCCCAGAACCUGAACCUGUUAGCCAGAGAAGGAGAAGCCUUCGAUUGGAGCUUCCCCCCGAGACAACCGCCUACCACCUGCUCAGCCAGGCUGGAGGCCACGCCCCAGAGAGCCAGACGGAAAGAGAGAAGACACGCCCAUAUGAGGUUCCACAGGGCAGGCUGCGGGCAAGGACAGUGGUAGUAGAAGCAUCAGUAGCUGAAACAACAGCAGUAGCGGCAGGAGCCAAUCCGACGCCAAGCACCGGUGCUCAGGAGGCGGGGCUUAGGAGUUGGUCUGCCACAUUGUCUCAGCUGAACGUGAACCAGUCCAAUAACAGGCAGGGGUGGGUGGGUGAGAGGCGGAGACUGAGCGGAGAGGAGGGUCUGAGUGGCCCGGCCCGGAAGAUCUUGUCAGGGCUGAAGCUCAGACGUAGCCACUCAGGACUUCAGCAACACUUUGUCUGAGGAGGAGGAAGGUUGGAACUUGGAACCAUAGAAUUAGAAUCACAUUUGAGAAUGGACAUUAGCCAUUCAAGUCAACGUUCCAUAGACUGACAGGAUUCUAUUUCUAUGGUUAAACCCAUAGAAGGGAUGAAUUGUAUUGUGUCACGUCAAGUGUUUUUUACAAAUACAGUGAAAAAUGACAUACACUUAUGAUUACUCGAGAAUACUCAUAAAUACAGAACAUACUAACAUACCUACUCAUUCAAGGGUUUUUCUUUAUUUCUACUAUUUUCUACAUUGUAGAAUAAUAGUGAAGACAUCAAAACUAUGAAAUAACACAUGUAGAAUCAUGUAGUAACCAAAAAACGGUUAAACAAAUCUAAAUAGAUUUUAUAUUUGAAAUUCCGCGAAGUAUCCACCCUUUGCCUUGAUGACAGCUUUGCACACUCUUGGAGUUCACUCAACCAGUUUCAUGAGGAAUGCACCUGUAAUGCAUUUAAAUUAACAGGUGUGCCUUGUUAAAAGUUAAUUUGUGGAAUUUCUUUCCUUCUUAAUGCGUUUGAGCCAAUCAGUUGGCAAGGAAGGGGUGGUAUACAGAAGAUAGCCCUAUUUGGUAAAAGACCAUAUUAUGGCAAGAACAGCUCAAAUAAGCAAAGAGAAACGACCGUCCAUUACACAUACUUUAAGACAUGAAGGUCAGUCAAUUCGAAACAUUUCAAGAACUUUUAAAGUUUUUUUCAAGUGCAGUCGCAAAAGUCGUGUAGACCGCCACAGGAAAGGAAGACUCGGAGUUACCUCUGCUGCAAAGGAUAAAUUCAUUAGAGUUCACUGCACCUCUGAUUGCAGCCCCAAAAAAUACUUCACAGAGUUCAAGUAACAGACACAUCUCAACAUCAACUGUUCAGAGGAGACUGCAUGAAUCAGGCCUUCAUGGUCGAAUUGCUGAAAUAGAAACCACUACUAAAGGACACCAAUAAGAAAAAGAGACUUGCUUGUGCCAAGAAAUACAAGCAAUGGACAUUAGACCAGUGUGAAUCUGUCCUUUGGUCUGAUUAGUCCAAAUUUGAGAUAUUUGUUUCCAACUGCUGUGUCUUUGUGAGAUGCAGAAUAGGUGAACGGAUGAUCUCCGCAUGUGUGGUUCCCACAGUGAAGCAUGGAGGUGGAGGUGAUGGUGUCUUCACUAUUAUUCUACAAUGUAGAAAAUAGUCAAAAAUAAAGAAAAACCCUGGAAUGAGUACUUGUGUCAACUUUUGACUGGUACUGUAACUCAUCACAGUUAUGCACGUAGAUAUAUAUAAAUGAAAAGCUCACCAAAGGGCCUACUCACACACUGUCCAUACGCACUGUCUAUAUACACAGACACACAUAGCCAAAUCUAGACUUUAAAUAAUGAAGCCCUAUACUGUAUGUAUAAUUUGCAUCAACAUCCGUUGUAAUGCUAUCGUCAGGACUUCCGUGACAAUUCCAGUCAUGCACACACUACACCGUGUGUGUCUUCAAUAGAAACCAAACUGAACCAAAUGGGGAGGGACCUACCUGAAUAUGUCCAAUAGAAACUCUGGUAGCACUUUAUAGCAACUCCACGUAAUAAAGCAUUUGUAAUGGAUUAGUAAAUAGUUUAUUCAUUUUUUUUUCUUAAUCAAUUCUCCAUUCAUAAGAUGUUUAAUAUAGGUCAUUGAAGCCAUUUGAAGAAUCAUUAGUUACGUCGUUUUGCGUGGCCCUCGUGUAAAUGGUGUGCAAUUUACACUUUAGAAGUACUUUAUAAAUGUUCUGACUGACCAGUGUAAUUUCUCACAAAAAGAUGGACAUGCCAUUGGUAGUCAGACGGUCCAGCUGUACCUGAUGCUCCUUAAUUAAGGUCUGAAACAUACAGUGUCAAUGGUAAAAGAACAAGUACACAACACAGGAUGUUUAAAGGGGUCAAUACAGACUUUUUCAUCUCAAUAUCAAAUAAUUUCUGGGUAACAAUUAAGUACCUCACUGUGAUUGUUUUCAAUUCAAAUGGUCAAGGAGAUUCUUAGCAAUCAGCAAUUUCUCAAGCAAGAAUUUUGCUCAUGGUCUGAGUGGGGAGGGGAAAACAUAAAAACUAGCUGAUAUUGGCAGAGAAUUUUGGAAGCUCUUAUACUAAAAGGGCAUUGUCAUAAUUUUCACAAUUUCACUGAAUUAUUCCAAUCUCAUAUUGUGGAAAUAUAUAUAAAACACGUGAAAAUCUAGUGUUUGACUGGAGUGGGCCUUUAAAUUAAGGAAAUAUAUCAAACAUUUUAUUCACGAAAACUGUUGUAGGAAGAGGUGUAAUGUAGAGGUCUGCACCAGACUGAUUUAUUCAUCCAGCUCCUGCCUGCACCCGCUCUCGCCCACACCAGCAGUUUUUCAUACCGCUGCUGGCUUUCUGUCCGACUCCCACCCGCUACUGUAAGAACUGGUCCCGAACCCAACUGCAGUCCCGCAAUGUUCUUUUAUGCUUAUGUGGCCCAGCUCACUCCACCCUGUAUCGCACAGGAAUGCAGCCCUCUAUUGUAACGUGAAUGUUUUGCUAAUCUUGUCAACCUCACAAACGCAAACCAGUCAUACAACUGGGAGAUGUAGCCUACACACAACAGCUGGCCAGAUCGGUUGUUCUCUCUUAUUCAUUCAUGACUACUGAUAGGCCUAUGUGAUUGAGGUAGAUAUGUUCCAUGUAUGAUUUGCAGAUAGAAAUGUGACAUGUAGAACUUUUAAAUCCUUCCAGUCUUUUAACCACACACUAUUUUCAAACGGCUUUGUUUUUUUGGCGACACUUUUACUGGGCCUUUAAAAUGUAGUCACUCUUUAAACAUAAUGGGAUAGUUCAGCUAAAUUAUGAAUUCAGAUAUUUGUUUCCCUACCUCGCAAGCUGUAUAUUGACUGACUGCUCCACGCGUUGGUUUUGGUAUAAAUGUCACUGCCAAGAAACGCUAAUGAUAGCAUUUUCAGACGAAAAAACGUUGUUCUAGUCAGCAUAGAAUGUGUCUGAAGUUACAUAUCGCACUAUUAUUACAACAGUGUGACUGUUUCGGAAUAAAAUGUUCAAUAUAUUUAAAAAAUCAUCUGUAUUGUGUGCUUAUUGUUUGUUUAACCAUUGAUAUGUUCUAGGGGCCAUUUUGAGACCUGCAGCAGGUACUGCUAGAAUGUCUACCAAUGAAUGGCAUGUCCAUCUUUUAAUGAGAAAUUACACUGGUCACUCAAAGCGUUUAUAAAGUAUAAAUAGCCCACACUUUAGAUCACGCCACGCAAAAAUACUUAACUAAUGAUUAGACAAUGGUUUAUACGGACCUAUAUUAAAAUUGUAUGAAUGAGUAAUGACUAAUAAAUGAUGCAUGAGCUAUUUUACUAAUCCAUUAUAAAUGCUCUAUUACAUGGAUUUAUUAUAAAGUAAUACCGACACAUGUUUCCAUUGUGAAACGUUUUGCUACUGUACGGUGUGCACUAAUGAAUACACACUAUAUCUCUAACAAGCCAGGAUUGGGCCGGAAACCAAUAGCCAGCUCUGGUAUAGAAGGGACUCCAUUAACCUAAAUAUAGCAGGAGAAGCACUGUAAUAACCUCUUUAAGGAGAAGUCCACGUGUUUCAUCCCAAAUGGCACUCUAUUCCCAGUAGUACACUACUGUUGACCAGUGAGGGACGGUAAGGAUUUGGAACUAGGGUUCCGUUUAGAACAUAUUUCCACUGUAACCCCUUUAGCGAGGAAGCACACUCUCUCCUGAGUUCAGGCGAACUAGUUUCUAUGGGGGGGUCAUUUUUUUGUAAAGUUAAUCUGGACUGCUCUGAAAUAUUUGUAACUGUAACUAUGAACUGCUCUGAAUAUUUGGAUAGAGUUAGAGUUUCUGGGGGGAAAGUAUGCUCUAUGCAGCAGCGCACACAAAGACGAAGGCUAGAUAAGACUGCCCACUUACGGUCACAGGGCUGGACAAUACAUCGCUGUCUUUACUAUAACCUUAUCCUCUUGACGAAUUCUGUAAAAAGUCCCCCUCCAGUUCUGACACGAGUGUUUCCUGCACUGUUCGCUAUUCCCUUAAUAACGUGAAUGCCAAGACUUCCACUGUAAGCAAACGGUCGAUACAUGUGCGAUUUUUCUAUUAGGGUUUUAUAGGAAGCUCAUCGGAAUGCUGUAAGAUUUCUAUUAAUAAACACAUAUUAUUAUAUAAAGAUGUACUUA
Molecule: messenger RNA, 8058 nt
Organism: Oncorhynchus keta (chum salmon)
Lineage: Eukaryota; Metazoa; Chordata; Actinopteri; Salmoniformes; Salmonidae
Product: GEM-interacting protein
Exons: 21
Coding region: 356-3904 (1182 amino acids)
Biological process (GO): signal transduction; activation of GTPase activity; negative regulation of GTPase activity
Cellular component (GO): plasma membrane
Molecular function (GO): GTPase activator activity
Source: RefSeq, a predicted model, not a curated record